Messenger RNA from Rhizopus microsporus ATCC 52813, 1200 nucleotides. Its product is annotated as PLP-dependent transferase. The transcript has 4 exons. Gene Ontology annotation, biological process: biosynthetic process. Gene Ontology annotation, molecular function: pyridoxal phosphate binding; transferase activity. The coding region runs from base 1 to 1200 and encodes 399 amino acids. Lineage: Eukaryota; Fungi; Mucoromycota; Mucoromycetes; Mucorales; Rhizopodaceae. The record is from RefSeq and is a predicted model, not a curated record.
AUGACCCUUCAAGAUCAGUUACAAGCAACAUUAGCAAAGAGACGACAUAUAUCCAAACUUCGCCAACUUGUGGUUAACCCAGCUCAUGCUAUCGACUUUUCGUCCAACGACUUUUUAGGCCUUUCUCACAGUCUGGUCUUUAGAGAAAAAUACCUGUCUGAGCUCUCUUCACUACCUACUAUUUUAGGAUCAACUGGAUCGCGUUUGUUGGAUGGCAACUCUGCCUACGUUGAAGAUUUGGAAAAAAGAAUUGCUCAGUUUCACAACAGCGAGACAGCUUUGAUCUUCAAUUCAGGGUUUGAUGCCAACGCUAGCUUGUUUAGCACCUUGCCUCAACCAGGUGAUAUCAUUCUGUAUGACCAACUUAUUCACGCCAGUGUACACGAAGGUAUGCGUCUCUCACGGGCCGCAAAAAGGAUUCCUUUCCUUCAUUCAAACGUCGAGGACUUUGAAAGAACACUGGUGGACGUGAUAAAGCAAUAUCCCGGAAAGAACGUGUUUAUUGCAUUGGAAACCGUGUAUUCUAUGGAUGGCGAUGUUGCUCCUCUCAGAGAAAUAGUUGAUGUAUUAAGACAAUAUUGGCCAAAUAGAGAAAAUGGAUACAUUAUCGUUGAUGAGGCACACGGAACAGGUGUGUAUGGAACAUUAGGACGUGGCGUUGUUCACCAGCUGGGACUGGAGGACGAGAUCUUUGCUCGUUUACAUACAUUUGGAAAAGCACUGGCUAGUCAUGGAGCUGUCGUUCUUGGAUCAAGCAUUUUGCGGGAAUAUCUCAUUAACUAUGCUCGUCCACUCAUCUACUCUACAUUCAUGCCAUUCAACUGCUUGGCUUCAAUCAAAUGCGCUUAUGAUAUGUUGGAAAGUGGGCAAACAGCACCAAUUCAAGCACAUCUUCACCACAUCACGCAGAGGUUCAGAGAAACUAUCAAGUUGCCUAUAGGGACCUUACUACCAUCAUCAAGCCCAAUCCAAGGCGUUGUAUUGAAUGGUAAUGCACCAGUUAGAGCAUUGGCUGCUUAUUUAAAUGGAAAAGGGUUUAUCGUAAAACCUAUAUGUUCACCAACUGUGCCUAAAGGACAAGAAAGAGUGCGUAUAUGUCUUCAUGGCCACAAUACAACGGAAGAAGUAGAUAAUCUGGUGUCAGAGAUUCAUGCAUUCUUUCAGAUAAGCCCUUCACAACCUGAAGAAGCUAAGCUGUAA